UUUCUAUUACUUUGUAACUCCUUACUUUGUAAUCCCUGUUCCUUUUCUCUGAUCUCUCUUGUUGAAACCCAUUACCUGGAGGCUGGAUUUCCUGAACUGGUUCUUUUUAUUGUUGUUUUACAUUUUCUCCUGUCUUUUUCUCCAAUUUUCUUGUCUUUUUGUUCCACAUUUGAGAUUUCUUCAAUUUUAUCUUCCAACUCUUCUACUGAUCUUUCAAUUUCUGCUAUCUUAUUUCAGAACUGGUUCUUUUCUCCUCUGAAUGUUCUUUUCACACAGCACUGUGUUACUGUUUCGUGGAUGCAACCUUUUCUUUUGUCUUUCUGAAGGCAUCACGGAUAGUGUUUGCUUAUCCUUGUUCAUUUGUUUUGUGUUUUAUUCUCCCUGCCAGGCCUCUGCAUCUUCCAAGGUGCUUUAGGCAUGUAUUUAUUGUGGUUUCUGUCUUCCACCAUUAGAGGUCCCCUCAGAUAUGUGCCUAUCUUUGGUUGUAUGUUCAUGAUUAAGAGUCGGGGAGAGGGACUGAAAUGCUGGCUGGGAGCUCUGAGCUUUGGAAGGGCAUGUCUACUAUGAGGUUCACUGUAGGGUAAUCUAACCCUGUCCUUAGGGAAGCCCUACUGUCAGUAUCUUUAGAGCUUCCCCUUGGGCUGGAUAGACUCCCCAGAAGGAAAGUAGAGUCCUCUUCUCAUUUUCUAUCUAGAAUCAAGUUCACCUGCCAGAGUUCUAUCAGUUGAAAGGAGGGAGUGGACUGGGAAGUGUUCAGCACACCAUACACACAUGGUGAGUCACAAUCUCUUUCUGGUAAAAUACUCAUGACCUCCAUAGUGCUGAGUGACCCUAGCGGACCAUCUGCAGAGUUUGAACUUUCAGACUCCUGCUAAAGUCGGGAAGGGGCAGUAUACCACAUGGCAUAGGUAGAAAAUGGGAUUCUGGGCUCUAACUUUAACACUUUUCAAACUCAAAGGUUUUAACUUAUCCUCCUUAAAGAAGACAGCCCCUUCCUUCGCCCCCAGGAUCUGCCUGUCGUUGGUCCUUUUGAAGAUUUUCCAAUUUUAAAAGAGGAUGGUUCUCAACUUUCCCCUACGCAAGCUUCACAUUUAGCUUUCUCAGAGCCAGGACGCCAUCGCGUGAUGGUCUGCUUCCCAGCUUCAGUUGCUACUGUGUCCUCUCCUGUUCUCCCCAUCCUUGUGUGUUCACAACUUUUUUGAAAAAAAGUUAUAUAGAGUUAUGAGACGGAGAGAUUUUAGAUGUGUGUAAUCAGUCUUGUCAUCUUAACCACAAGCUUUGCCUUGUGUUUUUACUAAUAAGGUAACUUUGUCAUGGACUGACUUAUCCUUUAAAAAAGUAUGAAGUAUUCAUAAACAGCAAAGAUAGGGACUCCCGUCUAUGCACAGCUCUGUGCAAAUAAGAACCCUGCAUGGACCCUAGUCCCAGCAAUUUAAGUUUGCACUUGCUUUAAUCUUUUGAUGUUGAUGCUAUUAGCUUGGCUGAGCCACAGAAACUCUGCUCUCUGAAACACGUCUGCUCAUCUCCCCCCUCCAGAAUGUUUAAGUCAAACAGCACAGCACAUACCUUCCUGCCUAUGAUCCACCAACUGAGAAGCUUACAUGGCAACACAAAACACUAUCUGCUACCAAAUAUGACCCUUACUACACUUCAGAAUUUGUUUGCCCACAGUGAUAUAGAAGGGGAGCAGGGAAGUGCUGGGAAGGGGCGGGUCCCUGGUGAGGGCUCCACCCCCGGCCUGUGCCCACGGAUCUAGGUGAGGACAGGCAUUUUUGUUUUCCUGCCCAAAUGUUGCAUUUCCCCCAGACCACCCUGGCCUGCCAUGCCCUGAUCCUGUGCCUAUAAAAACCUCCGAGACCCGAGGAGGGGCCGCCCGCGGCCCCCGGCUCACUCUGGCACUCCGGGCCGCUCGGCCCCCAUGCCUGCCCAACCGCGCUGCCGGAGCCCCAGGUGACCAGCGCCAUGUCCAGCCAGGUGGUGGGCAUUGAGCCUCUCUACAUCAAGGCAGAGCCGCCCAGCCCCGACAGUCCAAAGGGUUCCUCUGAGACGGAGACCGAGCCUCCUGUGGCCCUGGCCCCUGGUCCAGCUCCCACUCGCUGCCUCCCAGGCCACAAGGAAGAGGAGGAUGGGGAGGGGGCUGGGCCUGGCGAGCAGGGCGGUGGGAAGCUGGUGCUCAGCUCCCUGCCCAAGCGCCUCUGCCUGGUCUGUGGGGACGUGGCCUCCGGUUACCACUACGGUGUGGCAUCCUGUGAGGCCUGCAAAGCCUUCUUCAAGAGGACCAUCCAGGGGAGCAUCGAGUACAGCUGUCUGGCCUCCAACGAGUGUGAGAUCACCAAGCGGAGACACAAGGCCUGCCAGGCCUGCCGCUUCACCAAGUGCCUGCGGGUGGGCAUGCUCAAGGAGGGAGUGCGCCUGGACCGCGUCCGGGGUGGGCGGCAGAAGUACAAGCGGCAGCCGGAGGUGGACCCACUGCCCUUCCCGGGCCCCUUCCCUGCUGGGCCCCUGGCAGUCGCUGGAGGUCCCCGGAAGACAGCCCCAGUGAAUGCACUGGUGUCUCAUCUGCUGGUGGUUGAGCCUGAGAAGCUCUAUGCCAUGCCUGACCCUGCAGGCCCUGAUGGGCACCUCCCAGCCGUGGCUACCCUCUGUGACCUCUUUGACCGAGAGAUCGUGGUCACCAUCAGCUGGGCCAAGAGCAUCCCAGGCUUCUCAUCGCUGUCGCUGUCUGACCAGAUGUCAGUACUGCAGAGCGUGUGGAUGGAGGUGCUGGUGCUGGGUGUGGCCCAGCGCUCAUUGCCACUGCAGGAUGAGCUGGCCUUCGCUGAGGAUUUAGUCCUGGAUGAAGAGGGGGCACGGGCAGCUGGCCUGGGGGAACUGGGGGCUGCCCUGCUGCAACUAGUGCAGCGGCUGCAGGCCCUGCGGCUGGAGCGAGAGGAGUAUGUUCUACUGAAGGCCCUGGCCCUUGCCAAUUCAGACUCUGUGCACAUCGAAGAUGCCGAGGCUGUGAAGCAGCUGCGAGAAGCUCUGCACAAGGCCCUGCUGGAGUACGAAGCCGGCCAGGCUGGCCCCGGAGGGGGUGCUGAGCGGUGGCGGGCAGGCAGGCUGUUGCUCACGCUACCGCUCCUCCGCCAGACAGUGGGCAAAGUGCUGCCCCAUUUCUAUGGGGUGAAGCUGGAAGGCAAGGUGCCCAUGCACAAGCUGUUCUUGGAGAUGCUCGAGGCCAUGAUGGACUGAGGCAAGGGGUGGGACUGGUGGGGGUUCUGGCAGGACCUGCCUAGCAUGGGGUCAGUCCCAAGGGCUGGGGCGGAGCUGGGGUCUGGGCAGUGCCACAGCCUGCUGGCAGGGCCAGGGCAAUGCCAUCAGUCCCUGGGAGCAGGCCCCACGCCCUCUCCUCCCCCUCCUAGGGGGUGUCAGAAGCUGGGAACGUGUGUCCAGGCUCUGGGCACAGUGCUGCCCCUUGCAAGCCAUAACGUGCCCCGAGAGUGUAGGGGGUCAUGCGGAAGCCAUAGGGGGUUGCACGGGAUGUGUGGGAGGCAGAAACCUAUCUCAGGGAGGGAAGGGGAUGGAGGCCACAGUCUCCCAGUGGGUGACGCUUUCGCUGCUGCAUAAUCCUACCCCCUCUUCAGAGCAGAGUGGGACUUGGAGAGCAAAGGCCCAUGCCCCCUUCGCUCCUCCUCUCAUCAUUUGCAUUGGGCAUUAGUGCCCCCCCUUGAAGCAAUAACUCCAAGCAGACUCCAGCCCCUGGACCCCUGGGGUGGCCAGGGCUUCCCCAUCAGCUGCCAACGAGCCUCCUCAGGGGGUAGGAAAGCACUGCCUCUAUGCCCUGCAGAGCAAUAACACUAUAUUUAUUUUUGGGUUUGGCCAGGGAGGCGCAGGGACAUGGGGCAAGCCAGGGCCCAGAGCCCUUGGCUGUACAGACUCUAUUUUAAUGUAUAUUUGCUGCAAAGAGAAACCGCUUUUGGUUUUGAACCUUUAAUGAGAAAAAAAUAUAUAAUA
Messenger RNA from Pongo pygmaeus (Bornean orangutan), 3993 nucleotides. Its product is annotated as steroid hormone receptor ERR1-like. NCBI's taxonomy places the organism in Eukaryota, Metazoa, Chordata, Mammalia, Primates, Hominidae. The transcript has a single exon. Gene Ontology annotation, cellular component: nucleus. Gene Ontology annotation, biological process: regulation of DNA-templated transcription. The record is from RefSeq and is a predicted model, not a curated record. The coding region runs from base 1963 to 3231 and encodes 422 amino acids. Gene Ontology annotation, molecular function: steroid binding; zinc ion binding; nuclear steroid receptor activity.